Rangifer tarandus platyrhynchus (Svalbard reindeer) is the source of this 1278-nucleotide messenger RNA. The record is from the annotation of a GenBank genome assembly. Lineage: Eukaryota; Metazoa; Chordata; Mammalia; Artiodactyla; Cervidae.
AUGGAGAUGGAGAAGGAGUUCGAGCAGAUCGACAGAGCUGGGAGCUGGGCGGCCAUUUACCAGGAUAUCCGACAUGAAGCCAGUGACUUCCCAUGCAGAGUGGCCAAGCUUCCUAAGAACAAAAAUCGAAACAGGUACAGAGACGUCAGUCCCUUUGACCACAGUCGGAUUAAACUUCAUCAAGAAGAUAACGACUAUAUCAAUGCUAGUUUGAUAAAGAUGGAAGAAGCCCAAAGGAGUUACAUUCUCACCCAGGGCCCGUUACCCAACACCUGCGGUCACUUCUGGGAGAUGGUGUGGGAGCAGAAGAGCAGGGGUGUCGUCAUGCUCAACAGAGUGAUGGAGAAAGGAUCGUUAAAAUGUGCACAGUACUGGCCCCAGAAAGAAGAGAGAGAAAUGGUCUUUGAAGACACAAAUUUGAAAUUGACAUUGAUCUCCGAAGACAUUAAGUCCUAUUACACAGUACGACAGCUGGAAUUGGAAAACCUCACGUCUCGAGAAACCCGGGAGAUCUUGCAUUUCCACUACACCACGUGGCCUGACUUCGGAGUCCCGGAAUCGCCCGCCUCGUUUCUGAACUUUCUCUUCAAAGUCCGCGAGUCGGGCUCACUCAGCCGUGAGCACGGCCCAGUCGUGGUUCACUGCAGCGCCGGCAUCGGCAGGUCGGGCACCUUCUGCCUGGCUGACACCUGCCUCUUGCUGAUGGACAAAAGGAAAGACCCUUCUUCUGUUGAUAUCAAGAAAGUUCUGUUAGAAAUGCGGAAAUUUCGGAUGGGACUGAUCCAGACCGCAGACCAGCUCCGCUUUUCCUACCUGGCUGUGAUCGAGGGCGCCAAGUUCAUCAUGGGAGACUCUUCAGUGCAGGAGCAAUGGAAAGAGCUCUCCCACGAGGAUCUGGAGCCCCCACCGGAGCACGUCCCCCCACCGCCCCGGCCCCCCAAGCGAGUCCUGGAGCCACACAACGGGAAGUGCAAGGAGUUCUUCCCGAACCAUCAGUGGGGCAAGGAUGACAUCGAGGAGGAGGGUAGAGAAGACGGCCCCAUCAAGGACGCAACCAGAACCCCUUUAAACGCCCCCUGCAGCCUGGAAAGCGCGAGUCAAGACACUGAAGUCCGAAGGCGGGUCGUGGGCGCAGACCCUGCGCAGGGGGAGCCGUCACCGCCGGCAGAGGAGCGAGACCAGCCGCUGAGCCACUGGAAGCCCCUCCUGGUCAACGUGUGUGUGGCCACAGUCCUCACGGCCGGCGCGUACCUCUGCUACAGGGUCUGUUUCCACUGA